Molecule: messenger RNA, 1293 nt
Organism: Lutzomyia longipalpis
Lineage: Eukaryota; Metazoa; Arthropoda; Insecta; Diptera; Psychodidae
Product: lipase 3-like
Exons: 2
Coding region: 2-1171 (389 amino acids)
Biological process (GO): lipid metabolic process
Molecular function (GO): hydrolase activity, acting on ester bonds
Source: RefSeq, a predicted model, not a curated record
GAUGAAAUUGAGUUUUAUUCUUGUGCUAAUUGGGGGUGUUUUGGGGGUGGCCUGUGAUGAUAUCCUUGAGGAUUCCCGGCUGACGACAACGGAGCUGCUGCGGAAGUAUGGGUACCCAGCUGAGACGCACAUCGUGACAACUAACGAUGGGUACAUGUUGGAAUUGCAUCGGAUCCCCAAUCCAGGGGGUCAGGUGGCUUUCCUCAUGCACGGAAUGCUCAGCUCGUCGGCGGAUUGGAUCCUGAUGGGACCAAAUGUGGGCCUUGGGUAUAUGUUGCACGAUUUGGGCUACGACGUGUGGAUGGGCAAUGCACGAGGGAAUCGCUAUUCACGGCGUCAUACGAAUCUGAAUCCCAAUUUGUCUGCUUUCUGGGCUUUCUCCUGGCACGAGAUUGGUGUUAGUGAUCUCCCGGCCAAUAUUGACUACAUCGUUCAGCAUACGGGUCGGAGUCAAAUUCACUACAUUGGACACUCCCAGGGGACAACGGUUUUCUGGGUAAUGGCAUCAGAAGUUCCGCAGUACAACAGUCGAAUCCUCUCAAUGCAGGCUCUUGCUCCAGCUGCCUAUAUGCAUCACACACGUAGCCCCUAUGUCAAUGGGUUGGUAAUGUGGUUGACUUCCACUACGAUGGCUUUGCAGGUCAUGGGAGUGCAUGACUUUGCACCUACGGAUCAGAUGAAUCGUGUUGGGGGCCAGGAUCAAUGCCGCGAUGGAGCUCCUACGCAGUCAAUGUGCUACAAUGAGAUCUUCCUCCUAGCAGGAUAUAAUUCAGCUGAACUGAACACAACAAUGCUGCCAGUUAUCAACGGCCAUUCCCCAGCUGGUGCAUCAACGCGUCAAAUGAUUCACUUCGGUCAGGUAACACGACACCGCAUCUUCCGGCAGUACGAUCACGGCCCAGCAAUGAACCAGAUCAUCUAUGGACAACUAGUUCCUCCUCUGUACAACCUGCACCUUAUCUCAUCUCCCGUCUUCCUCUACCACAGCUUCAAUGAUUGGCUUGCAGCCCCCGAGGAUGUUGAUCUGCUGCAUCGACGCCUACCGAAUGUGCGGGUGAAGCAUUUGGUUUCAAUGAUGGAAUUCAAUCAUUUGGACUUUGUCUGGGCAAUCAAUCAAAGGACACUCCUCCAUGAGCACGUAAUCCGGAAUAUGCGUGCAAUGGAGAAUUGAUUUAUGGUGCAGCUAAAGUCAUUUUGUAUUGUUCAUUCUGUGCAAACCACUCGGCGCUCUCUUGCGCUGUUUUACGCCAAUAAACUGCAAGUUCUUGAUAACUCGGUCCGUGUCCACCAAGA